Molecule: messenger RNA, 1725 nt
Organism: Canis lupus familiaris (dog)
Lineage: Eukaryota; Metazoa; Chordata; Mammalia; Carnivora; Canidae
Product: basic proline-rich protein-like
Exons: 2
Coding region: 1-1725 (574 amino acids)
Source: RefSeq, a predicted model, not a curated record
AUGGCCCAGGGCUUCCGAAUGGCAGCCAGAAAAGGCCUGCGCUCGAGUCGAGUCCAGAAGGCGUCCGCGCCGAGCGGUGCCCAGAACGGGCCGGAGAGAGUCCCGGCUGGCCUGGCCUGGGCUGGGGGAGGCCUCCGCGGGGAGCGGCCGCGGGGGAACGCGGGGAGCGCGUGCCGAGGAGCUCCGCCCCGGGCGCCCUCCCUCCCCCCGGGGCGCGAGGCUGGGGCGCGCCAGGCGGCUGCGGCGCGAACCUGCUGGCGCAAACUCGAGCGGCUCGGCUCGGGGCAGCCGAGCGUGAAGCCGGGGCCGGGGCCGGCCGGGGCCGAGGGGCGGGGACCGAGCUGGCGUCUGCCCGCCCGCCCGGAGCAGGGAAGUGCACGCGCUGCGCCCCCGCGGCCGACCCGGGUUCGGGAACUCGGGGACCGGACCCCGCUCGGACUUCGGGGGCGGGACCGCAAGGGGCUGGGCGGUGCCAACUCCCGGCGCAAGGGGAAGGGGGCGUGCUUUCCGGGAUGCGGGACCGAGGGGGUGGGGGGCAGAUGGCCGGGAGCCCAGGGGGCAGAAGGACGGGCGCGCGGAGGGGGAGCUCUAGGCUUGGGGUUCCCAGAGGUCGCGCAAUACUGCAAAGGGGAGCAAAAGACUGAGCCCGGGGACCCGGGGGAGCCACGCGGGGAGAGGCAGGGGCGGGAAGGGAGGGAGGGAGGGAGGGCGCUGGCACCCGCCCCCACCGGCCGCCCAGCCCCGGGGCGUGGCGCCGCGCCGGCCCGCCCACUCCCGGGACCCUCAGGCCGGGCCUGGCCGGGCGGGACUCGGCCCCCGCACACCUCCCGGGCCUCGGGCGCCCUCCCCGUGCCGCCCGCCGCAGCCGCCUCCCGCGGAGAAGGAGGAGGCGCAGGGCCCGCACGUCCCUCAAACUUGCUGCGAGUUCACUCCCACGACUCCCGCCCUGGGCUCCCCGCUCCCGAGCCGGGAAGGCCCGUGCCCGCCCCGGCCCCUCCCGCCUGGUUACAUAAGGUCGCCGAGAAGCCGCCCCCGGCCCGGCCCGGCCCGGCCCGCAUGAGGGGCCGGAGCGGCUCCCGGGCUCCGCGGGCGGCGCCGCCCUGGCCCUGCGCCGAGCCCCGGGGCUGGACGGACGGCGGCGCGGGUGGCGGCGCGGCACACGCACUCCGCGGCCCGGCUGCAGCCCGCGCCCCCUCCACCCACCUGGCUCCCGCACCCGCGGCGGCGGGGGGGGCCGGGUCCGGCGCCCCGGGCCCUCCGAGCACCCCCUGCCCGCGGCCCCUCUCACCUAGCUCUGAAGGUCAGUCCGUCCGCCGCCUGUCCCCCGCGGCUCUGGCAACUUGUCCCAAGUUCAGGUGUCCGGCCGCGAGCUGCGCCCGCCGCCCCCUCCCGGACCCCUCCGGCUGCGCGCCCCUGAGGAGGCCCGCGCCGUCCGCCCUGCCCGCUGCCGUCGGCGCCGCUGCCGCCGCUCGCUGGGUCCAGCCCGCGGCCGCCGCCUCCGCUGUCACCGAGCCCCGCGCCCGGCGCCGGGCUCCCGCUGUCAAUCCGCGCCCACUUCCCGCCGCGCCCGGCAGAGGGCAGCACACGCCCCCCACGGUCCGCCCCGCCCCGCCCCGCCCCGCCCCGCCCCGCCCCGCCCUGCUCCGCCCCUCGGGGCCUGCCGCGGCGCCCGCGGGGAAAUGUAGUCCCUCCCGGCGGCUCUGCCGGGAACGCUGGGAUUUGUAG